Molecule: messenger RNA, 679 nt
Organism: Raphanus sativus (radish)
Lineage: Eukaryota; Viridiplantae; Streptophyta; Magnoliopsida; Brassicales; Brassicaceae
Product: protein yippee-like At3g08990
Exons: 6
Coding region: 151-456 (101 amino acids)
Source: RefSeq, a predicted model, not a curated record
GGAGAAGCGAUUUGAUCUCUUGGAGCGCCAUUUGUUCAACCUAUCGGCAUCGAUGGAACGUAUGGAGACGAAUCAUCAUCGCGAACGACCGAAUGGCAAAUCACUCGAAACUGAGCUAGAUCCAGCUCCUCAGACUCCAGGUUGGUGCAGAUGGGAAGAGUGUUCGUGAUAGAACUCGAGGGAGCCGUCUACACAUGCAAAGAGUGCCACACACAUCUCGGACUUCCCAAUGAUAUCAUCACUAAGAAGAUUCAGGCAACUCUUAUCACAUAUAACUUCAGUAGACUCUUCAAUACGUUUCUGGCUGAAAGAAAGUCCAAACCUGCUUUGCAAGAUAUCUUUUGUGUCGGUUGUGCUAAUCUCAUCGGCAUGUAUAGGGUAAGUGAUAAGUGGGGUCCUUACUGGCUUUUGAGGAGAGAACUCCAUGGACCGGAAGGAAGCGAUGAUGAGGUUUAGGAGUUGGUAUGCGCUUAAGAAAGACAAUGUUCUCACUUUUACACUUCUUCUAUGUGUACGAUGCAAUUAGCGAACACUAAUGACAUGUGAACUGAGUCAUCUAGUUUACUUUCUUUGUGUUAUUAUUUUGUCUGGCACAUUCUGUUUUUUUUCUUCUUCUUCUGGGAUCUUGAAUUGAGACUAAAUCAGUCAAGUUCACUGAAAGCAGAGGAGGAGAAUGAGA